UUUGAGUAUCAUUUGAGUGUCUUUCAAGUUUAUCCUGCUGAUCUGCAGUAUCGCCGCCGAGUCCCCGCAAAAUCUGACCCCGCCACUUCUCACUGCCAAGCAAGUGCACGAGGAAUCACGCAAUCGCAGAACACAGUCCCAACAUGGUCAAGCUUGAGCAUACCGUCCGGAAGCCUUUAAAUCGAGAGCCGCCGCUCGAAAAGCUCAUCUCCAGUUUCAUCACCGAAGAGGGCGGCUAUGACCGGAACCAUGGUCCGAUCCCAUAUCUGGAUGCCUCAACUCACCGCGUCGCCAUCUACGGCGCCGUUACUCAGCAAGAAUUCUCCAUCGGCCAGCUCUCCUCACUUCCCCAGCACACCGUAAUCUGCGCCCUCCAAUGCGCCGGCAACCGCCGCCACACGAUGCGCACCAAGCUCAAGGAAGUCAACGGCAUCGACUGGUUCGACGGCGCCGUGAUGAACUGCCGCUGGCGCGGCCCCCGCCUGCGCGACGUCCUGCUGCGCUCCGGCAUGGACCUCCCGCGCGAGAAGUGGAAGGACGCCCACGUCGCCUUCGCCUGCUUCCAGACGCCCUGCCAGGACGACGAGUACUACGGCGGCAGCAUCCCGCUCGAAAGAGCCAUGCAAGAGGACGCCGACGUGAUUCUCGCGCUGGAGAUGAACGGGCGGCCCCUGACGCCGAACCACGGCUUCCCUGUGCGCGUCGUCACGCCGGGCAUUGCGGGCGCGAGGUCGGUCAAGUGGCUGGACCGGAUUACGGUACAGCUGUGUGAGUCGUCGAACUUUUACCAGCAGCGUGAUUAUAAGAUUCUGCCGGAGGAGGCGGACUGCGUUGAGAAAGCUAAGGAGUGGUGGGACAAGUGUCCGUCGAUUGUGGAUAUGCCUGUUAACUCUGUCAUUGCGGUGCCAGCCUCUGAGAGCACGGUGAAACGUGAUGAGAAUGGAGUGGUCUAUGUUAAGGGGUAUGCACUUCCGAGCGGACAGGACGGCCCUGUGACGCAAGUUGAGGUCAGCGCGGAUGGCGGCAAGACUUGGGUGCUGGCAGAGUUAGCCCAAGCCGAGUCUCCGGAAAAAGGGGUGAGCUUGAAAUGGUCGUGGACGCUGUGGCAAGCGAAGGUGAAGCCGGAACCUGGCACAGGAAAGAAGUUUUUGAGUCGGGCUAUGGAUAAGGGUGGCAAUGUGCAAGCGCCGUGUCCGAAGUGGAACUUGAGGGGAGUUUCCUACAACGGCUAUGGUGAGUCGGAGAAUGUUGAAGUCAUAUGACCUUCUUGUCGUCUCUUUUAGCUGCAUUUGCAUUUUCGAAUAGGUUAAGUAACUUGAAGCUUGUCAAGCGGUAUGUCAUCAUUGGUAUCCAAUCUUUCAAUGGCUCUCCCUUUAUGAUGACAUUGCUAAGAACAAGCUACCUCCAAACUGGUUUCGAUACCAAGCGGCAAAUGUAAAGAGUGCGCUUGGUUUUUCAGAUUUCAUUGUCAUCUCACAAGAUUGGUGAUGCUCAUAUCAUCUCUUAAAGAUCUUAAAAAGCAAAAAGAAAACUCCCC
This is a messenger RNA of Mytilinidion resinicola, 1537 nucleotides long. RefSeq names its product putative sulfite oxidase. Bases 144 to 1262 code for a protein of 372 amino acids. Gene Ontology annotation, molecular function: oxidoreductase activity; molybdenum ion binding. The transcript is spliced from 4 exons. Gene Ontology annotation, cellular component: mitochondrion. NCBI's taxonomy places the organism in Eukaryota, Fungi, Ascomycota, Dothideomycetes, Mytilinidiales, Mytilinidiaceae. The record is from RefSeq and is a predicted model, not a curated record.